UCCUGCAGUUUAACUACUAUGUCCGUUCUUCUGUUUCUGAUGAACACUACAGCGGAACACGUACACGUUCCACUGAACGUGUCAGAAAAGCUGAGAGAAGGGCAGUAAUAGCCGAGCUAACGGUAGUUAGCUAGCCAGAAGCGCCUGUGUGUCAGAAUGCAGGUGACAGGGUUGACAAGGCGUUCACACCAACCGUCGCUUUAAUCGCUGACACUGUCAGUGUUUGUGUUCCAACGGCUGAAAUUCACUUCACAUAAUCGCCGUUUUCCGUUACAGCGUCUCUGAGUCGACCGGGCAUCAGAGUCGGAGGGAGUCUCUCUCUGUCUGUCUGUCUGCGCUUUUCGGUGAAAAAGCACGUCCUGCGUCUCCACUAAAAAGAUUCAGUCGCUGGAGUCUGUCUACACCAUCAGCUGCUAGCAGAAGAAUGCCUGCCGGUGUAUGUGGAUGCUGUGGGCGUUGUCGGCCCCGUUAUAAACGCUUGGUGGAUAACAUCUUCCCUGAGGACCCGAAGGAUGGAUUGGUGAAGUCUGACAUGGAGAAGUUGACAUUUUUUGCUGUAUCUGCUCCAGAGAAGCUGGACCGGAUUGGAGAAUACCUUGCCGAGCGCCUGAGCAGAGAUGUGGUCCGACACCGCUAUGGGUAUGUGGUGAUUGCGAUGGAAGCGUUGGAUCAGUUGCUGAUGGCCUGUCACUCUCAGAGUAUUAAACCAUUUGUGGAAAGUUUCCUUCACAUGGUUGCCAAGCUUCUGGAGUCCAAGGAACCAGAUCUGCAAGUGCUGGGCACCAACUCUUUUGUGAAGUUUGCAAACAUUGAGGAGGAUACGCCAUCAUAUCAUCGCCGUUACGACUUUUUUGUCUCGCAGUUCAGUGCAAUGUGCCACUCUACACAUGAAGAUCCAGAGACACGCACCAGGAUCCGUAUAGCUGGUAUUAAAGGCUUGCAGGGAGUGGUGAGAAAAACUGUGAAUGAUGAACUGCAGGCCAUCAUUUGGGAACCUCAACAUAUGGACAAGCUCAUUCCCUCCAUGCUGUUCAACAUGCAGGAUAAUGAUGACACAGACAGGGCUGGAGGAGAGGAGAACCCUGCAGCUCUAGCUGAAAGCUGCUUUCGGGAGUUGCUUGGUCGUGCUGCCUAUGGCAAUAUGAACAAUGCUGUUCGUCCAGUGCUAGUGCAUCUGGAUAAUCAUCGUUUGUGGGAUCCAAAUGAAUUUGCAGUGUCCUGCUUCAGGAUCAUAAUGUACUCAAUACAGGCCCAGCACUCACAUCAUGUAAUCCAGCAGGUGCUCAAUCACCUGGACACACAUAGUAAGAACACUCCUCGUGUGCGGGCAGGUAUCGUUCAGGUUUUGCUGGAGACGGUGGCCAUAGCAGCCAAGGGCUCCAUUGGCCCCACUGUGUUGGAGGUUUUCAACACUUUGUUGAAGCACCUGCGGAUGAGUGUAGAUUUUGAGCUGGGUGAGGGCUCCCGGAGGAAUUCUGGUACGAGUCUUUCAUCCGGCCGUGGAAAAGAGAACGAGGAGCGCAUUGUCCAAAACGCCAUCAUCCAGACCAUCGGGUUUUUUGGAGGUAAUCUACCAGAUUAUCAGCGAGCUGAGGUGAUGAUGUUCAUCAUGGGGAAGGUUCCGGUAUAUGGAACACCCUGCCACACUCUGGACACUGUCAAAAUUGGGCACCAGGGUACCAAGAGGAUUCAGACGAUGCUCCUCAGUUCUCUCAUUAUGGUGACGUCUGGUUUUAAAUGCAAGACGAUGAGUGCAGGUUUGCCAGCAGCGUUUCUGGAGCCCCUCUGCUCCAUCUCUCUGAUGGAGGACAGUGAGCUACGGCAGCUUGUUCUUGAGAUCCUUCACAACAUCAUUGAUCGCCAUGACAACCGAGCCAAACUCCGUGGCAUCCGAAUUAUUCCUAAUGUGGCUGCUCUGAAGAUAAAGAGAGAGAAGAUCUCCAAACAAGACGUCGUUUUCAUGAAAAAGCAUGGGCAACAGUUGUACAGGCAUAUUUAUCUGGGCUCUAAAGAGGAGGAUAACGUGCAGAAGAACUUUGAGCUUCUCUUCACUGCUCUGGCUCUACUUACUAUAGAGCUGGCCAACGAGGAGGUCGUCAUAGACCUCAUACGCCUCUCCCUCGCACUGCAGGAUAUGGCUCUAGCCAAUGAGGAGAACAUGCCGAUGUUUAUUUGUUGUGGCAUCAUGGCACUAGUAGCGGCCUACCUCAACUUUCUCAGCCAAAUGAUCGCCAACCCCGCCUUUUGCCAGCACGUGAGCAAGGUCAUUGAGUUGAGGAAUAUGGACGCUCCCUACUUGCUGCCUGAACACGUGUUCAGAGAGAAGUGUGUGCUGCCUGAAUCUCUGGACCGUGAGGAUAGUGGCAUGUAUUUUCAGACAACAGACAUUGCCGAUGCUCUCUCUGGACCUGGAUACAACGCAGAGAGACUUGGCGUAGCAUAUGUUCCACAAGUUACAGAUGAAGACCGGCUGACUCGGAGGAAAAGUUUUGUUGACACCAUCUCACUUCAGGUGGACAUCUUGUCCAACAGCUUACCUGACCAGUCAACACUGGCAGAGGAGAUUACAUUUGAGACUCUGAAGAAGGCUAUUGACACCACAGGUCUGGAAGAGCAGGAGAGAGAGAAGAGGCGGCAGGUGAUGGAGAAGUUUCAGAAAGCUCCAUUUGAGGAGAUUGCUGCACACUGCGAGUCAAAGGCCAACAUGCUGCAUGAUCGCUUGGCUCAGAUUUUUGAGCUAACCAUACGCCCACCCCCGAGCCCAUCAGGAACAGUUACCGUGACAUCAGGCCACACCCAGUACCAGUCUGUGCCCGUCUACGAGAUGAAGUUUCCCGAUCUCUGCGUCUACUGACCUUUAAUCCUCACCAGAUUAUAACCAUUCAACACUUUGACCUUCACUAGAUCACAACCACUCAACACUUUGACCUUCACUAAAUCACAACCACUCACUUUUAAGCUUCGACCUUCACCAGAUCACAAACACCAUUAAACCUUAAACUAAAUAGCCAUACAAGUAAACAUUAAACUGAAUGUGUCAGCGAAAAAUCGAAGUCACUCAGUGUUCUACUUGUCCCAAAUGCAGCUCAUUAGCCAAGACAUGUUUGGUGUGUAUAGUUUGAUGAUUUUUUUUUUUAUUAUUAUUUAAUUUUAGAGUUGGAGCUGUGUUGCCAGUAUCGCUAUUGAUCACUAUCAGUCAAUAGUCACCCAAAUCUUUUCAUUAAAAAAAUCACUAAAACUUUUAUUUCUUGAGUGUAAUAUGAACGUUUAUGCUAGGAUACGUUGUCCAAACAACAUAGUACAGAAGACAAUGAGAAAAUUCUCACAUUUUUCCUCUGAGUACUUCCUUCACUAAUUUUCUGAUAUUUUAUAGAAUAUGUUUUUUAAGGUCACAACUCUUCUCCCUGCCAGUGCUCAAACUGCUCGGUUUGAUUGUACACCAGUUCUGAUUUGAGUGUUUUAGGGUCUCAUCCCGCUCACAAUGUUACCAGAUAGCUUAUCAGCGUUUGCUUGGCACAAAGCUACGGACAUUUGCGCAACACGUAGUAGGGAUUUUGGAACAGGAAACCGGUUCUCUGAUUCUUGAUGCAGAAACAUUUACAUUCAUUGUUGCUGAAUAUAGACCAGUCUCAUGCUGUGCCAUAAGAUGUGAAAUGUAUCCAUAUCAAAGAACCUGUUGCAAUUUGAGAGGGUUGAAAUAUGCAUUGGGGGAGUAUCAAUCCAAGGGAUUUGGGUGGUUAUUGACUGCUAGUGUUUGUUAGCCUUGUAGCUCAAGUUUUAAACCAAAUAAAUGAAAUGUAGACAUCAAACGUCUCUAGGCUGAUGAAGUCUGGGAAAGUGGAAGAUUGUGUAAAUUAGAUUUUUGCCCAAACCGUUCACUUAACAUUUCACUGCUAAACUUUAUCACUAAUCUAUCACUAAUCUAUUGUUUCAGCACAUUCUUACAAUACUUCCCAAUACUUCAAACCAUAAACAUUGACCACUGAUGAUGGCAGAGAUGACCCUCACAUGUAUGUCCAUCUGCCUCUGUGCUAUUUAAGACAAAAAGUGACUGUACUAGAUUGUUCAGCAUGUCAUUCUGAUGUAAAAGUGCUCAGUACAUUUGCAGCUCUUCAAACGUACACCAGCUCUAUAUUAGGGAUGUGUGUGUGUGUAUGUGUGUGGGGCUAAGGUUUUAGUUGUAUUGGUUCAUAGGCUGCGAGUCAUUUAAAGCCUACUGUCUCUUUGUAAAUCAUAGCCUCAAUGGUUCUCAUGUUCCACUUAAAAAUAUCGUUUACAUGUCUCAGUGACUCUGAAUAGAGCUUAAUGUGAUCCAAGAGACUUUAUUUCUGUGUGAUGUAAGCAUACAGACAUUUUCAGAAACUUUCUCUCUCUCUCUGAAUGUAAGGCUAGUUUGAGCCUCAAUAGCACACAACUCUGUCCCUCAGACUAUGUGAAUUUUCACCACAAUCCGUGCUCUUUCCACAUACUUGAUCCACAGCUGACUGAGUUCAGUACCUUCAGGGUGUGAACUAAUAAUUUGUACCACUAAAUGUCAAGUAAUGGCAUUCAGUCUACAGGGAGUCCCAGCUGCCCCCAUUAUUGUCCUUUUCCAGGUCCUAAAAUACCUGAACUAGUCCUUGAUUACCUAGCCUUUGUGUGGCUUGAGCUGGAAUACGGACUUGGUGAAGUUAUCAAGAACAGGAUUGGAAAUUUCUGAAUCAUUUUUUCUACAGAGUGUACUGGGGGAAUGUCUCUCCCUCUUAAAAUAAUUUUAUAGAUGUUAUAUAGUAAUUUACAAUUUGUUGCUGGGUCUGCACUUUUAGAGGAGAUUAAUGGUGAUCAUAGUGAUUAUGUACUCAAAAACUAUGCUCAAACUCAUCAAAUUGGCUACGUGCAGCGACCAGUUGAAGUAUGCGUACACGUAGACUACUGUGCAAAGGUCAGAGGUCACCCAUUGUCUAUUUAAUUCCCGGUCAAAAACAUUCAGUGAUGAGGUCUUGGCUCUGGUGUAGUCAGUCUACUGUUCUGAGAAUUUCUGCAGCUUCAAUUUCAAAAAGAAUGAACAAAAACACUUCUGGAUUUUUUCAGAUCUGAAGGAAGAGUGGGGCUUGGUUUUUCUGCUCUCUCUCAAAGAUGAGAUGUGUAAAGGCAGUUUUGGUGAUCUAACAGGACUUAGCAUGGUUGUCUUUUCAAUUUUUUUUUUUUUUUACUUUAGUUUUGAAAACUCCUGUGUUUUUCACUAAUAUUCCCUUGACUUUCUCCUUCAGUAUGCAAGUGGACUAUCUACCUUAUCUAACCUCUUCCGAAACAUCUCAUGAAAAACAUAAUUAGUUUGCCUGGAAAUGCAAUAAUGAAGGGUGGACUCUGGCUUUUGCACAGUACUCUGGAAACGGUACUGUAUUUGGAAUUUCCUCAACACUUUUACAGAUUUUUGCAUUGUAAUGAAAGAUAAUGCACAGAACACAGCUCAGCUAAUUGAUGGUCCAUUGAAUAUGGCCACUUCUAUAGAUGUAUCAUUAAGAUCAGGUCCUUCUUGUGCAUAACAUCAAAGACAUAACAGUCUUGAGCUAAAGAUAGUAAAGAAUUAGAUUUGCUCCUAGCAACUGUUGCUAAUCCUUCUAGCGAAGCAAAAAAUAUCUACCUAAUAAAAGUGGAAUGUUGAAGUUUAUAUUGUGACUGUUCAAAGCUUGAAUACUGUGCUGUAUAUAAAUGUAGGUCUUGGUUAGCUUUUUACAGACGAUGCUGUUGACACUUAUGCUGUUAUCAACCUAAUAUACAUUUUUUAGUGUUGGCGAAUAAUGUUCUCAAAAUUUUUGUCUUAAAUAGAAGUGUCAACACUGAAUACUUAGUAUAAAUCAUCCUCAGUCUUCUGAGGUUUCACUUUGUUCUGUAGAUUCAAAAGUGAGCCUUUUGUGCAUAUUGGCGUAGAAUUGGUUUCUGAAGAGCUUUGAUGCAGUUUCUUCUUUGCUUUCCACGUCUUGUGUUUGUGCAGUUAUUGUUAUUGUUCAGCGGAUGUUUGCCUUUUUCAAGGCACUUGCACGACUUGUGAUUGUUUUAUGAGCCUGACUGGAAUGAUGAAACUGACCUGUCCAAGCCCUGCCCACAAAUGCGCUGUUUGUAGCUACCUGAUGAGGACCUGUAGCAGACAACUCAGCUUUUGUCAAAAUACCUACAAUUGGAGUUCUUUAUUAAAAGAAUGUUUAUUUUUUAUGCCAGCUAAUGAUAGCUUGGUGGCCAAUUAUGGUUUGCAGCCUGCCUUGUUUCAAUUAGCUACAGCAGCCUAGUCCAGAUUAUUAGCAGUGACCAUUGAUUAUUCACUAACAUUAUGUAAAGCUCGUCCAACCAGUUGCUAUGAAAGAGUGCAUUUUUGGGUGAAGCAUGGAGGUCAAUUAGAAAUAGUUUGAUUUACCUGGUGGAUUUGGAUGUUUUAUGAUCUUUCCACACCUAUUAAACCAACAACAACAAUUAAAAACAUUGUGAAUUAAAAGCGGGUGGCUUUUUAAAAAGAACUAACUGGUUAAAUGGAUCAGUGAGAAUGGAGGAGAAUGUUCUAGAGAUUUGUUAGUAGGUGUGGAAGGGCUAUAGGAAGGUUUUUGAUUAUUGAGUUGAUUUUGCUGGUGAGUUUGGUGCAAAUCAGAAUUGUAAAUGUCUAGUUUAGAUAAGAUUGUAUUUUUGCUAAUGGAAGAUGGUACAUAUCAAAUAUAAAAGAAAACUAAUAUUUCCUAAAAGUGGGCUUAAGGGUGGAGAGAAAGUUAGAUGUGGUACAAUGGUGCAAUGACAAGUUGGCCUUCAGGAUUUUUAUGGCUUUGAGCAACACUGUCCUGGCAUUACUGUUAUGAGUUCCUUAUUCCGGUUGAUUCUGGUCUUUUUGGGGAUCCCAUGCACUGCACUUUUUCAUUAUUGUCCUGAUCUAAUGCACUUAACUCUUGAGAACUCUUAAACCACCUUUAUCAUUUUUGAACAUGCCUAAUUGACUUGUUCUGUUAACCCAUGGGAAGUCUAAAUGUAGACUUCAGCAGCAGAACCUGUUGCAAUCUGACAUGAUUUUCUUUUCAAACCUGAAAAAAUGAUGGACAAAGCUAAGCCAUAGCAAUAAAAUACUUUAAAACAUGUAAUGCUUCAAAACUAAAAUAUUUCACUUAGUAGCAAACUACUUUAAAUAAUCUGUUAUACCUUAUUGUUUAUGGAACUUUGUUUUCAUGCUAGUUAGUUAGCAACCCAAGGGCCAAAAAAAUGGGUAAUGCUGCACAACUGUUGUUCUAAACCUGAAGCUUAAAUAAGACAACAAAGAGUAUAUGUUAUGCUUGUACACUUGUGACUUUGAGUCCCCUCUGAUAUCGUUACAUUUGAAACUCAAACCUGACCCAAACCUACUUACACACUCUAAUGGAGAUGAAUUAUCUUGUGGUUUUACAGUACUUUGCUUCAGCACUAAAUGCUUGACAAAAAAUAAUAAUAAUGUUUUAUAUUUUGUGUAAUUGCUGGCAGCUCCUGACAGAGAACAGCAUCUGCCAUCCUCUGAUGAACUGCUAACCCUGUUAGCCCUGCUGUGCUAAGUUUCUUCCUGUUACUGCUAAAUUAACACACUGGGCGAGUUUAAAAAGUAAGAGGGAAGAUCCACUGUGACCUUUCCAACAAUCCAACACAUCCCUGUGGCCAGUCGGGACAGGCAGCAGUAGGGCAUUUUUGGAAAAAAGACUUCUCCUAGUUGUCCCAUUUGGGGCUGAAUGAUUAUUUGUCUUUACAUCAAAAUCAUAAUAUGAAAAUGUUCAGUUAAAAUCGCAAGAGCUGUGAUUUUAAUUACAUCCCACAUCAUUCAGUGUUGUCUUAGGUUUUAAGUGGGUAAAUUUAACCUAAUAAUGCAGUAGAAAGUAGAAACAGGGGGAAUCCCUUCAUUUUUUUCUAAAUGUCUGCAUAAUUCACUGGUUGAAAUAUAUCAAAUGUAAACAGUGUCAUUCUGAGUGGUUUGAUGCGAAGUGGUUCAUUUGUAGAGAAACUUGCUGACUUAUUUGCAGUGGUGGUGAUGGAAACCAGGGUUCUACAACACAAAUAUGGUUAUUUUAUUUCAUAUCCAAAACCAGCUACGUGCACAGGUCUUCUGAAGUAUUUGUAUGCAAGUUUGAUGAUGGUAAAAUAGUGGUAAAUCUGAAAAGAACAAAAAAAAGAAAAGAAAAACUAUUCUACAUAAGUAAAGUGACAAAAAUAUGUUGUAGGCUAAAAAAAAAGUCAAAACUGCUUUAAAACAAGGUCAGGCUAAGUACUCAUUACCAUUUAAUGUAUUAACUUUCUGUGAUGUAGCUUUUGAUGGAUGUCUGGUUCCCAUCACUACUGCUGUGAACAAUUCUGAUUUACUAAGUUUCACUGGAAUUAAGCAUUUUAUAGCAAACUACUCUGAAUGACUUGUAUUACAUGUUAGCCAUUUAAUUAUGCAGAUUUUUUUGAGGUACCCUUUCAAUCAGAUAUAUUAGACUAGCUAAAACAAGAUCAUCCGCAGUACAUGGGAAAUGCAGGACUGGGAUUGAGGAGCACAGGGGGGCUCGAACAGGGCCUAGUUUCACAAAAGCAGAUUGAACUGAUCAAUGUGAUGAUCUGUCUGCUGUAUCUUUAUGUUAAGAUGCUUUCAGGAAACCCAGGCCAGGAUAGUAUGGUGCAUUGUGGGUACUGUAGGAAUGACCGGUUGCAGUUCUUGUAGGUAAAAGGCACUUCACAGUGUGGUAAAUGAAAGGGGAAAAUGUAUGGUUAUUGAUUGAAUCUUCUGGAGGAUCGAUUUCUCAGUUGAUUGGGUCACUCAGAUAGACAAGACAGCCCACAGUCUUAUCUGGCAGAGAAGGGUAACGAGAUGGAAAAUGACCCUUAGGGUCAUCAUCUAACCUUUGACCUUUGAGGGUUAAUUUGCUGCAUUUCAGUCAAUGUUGCUCUAUAGCUUUAUUCUGCUUAAUGGGAUAGUAGACAGAAACCUUUAAUUCUACGAAGAUGUCUGUAUUAAUAUAUCGUCUGUAUUAAUGAUCUAUUUUGUAAAAGUAGUGCAAUAUAUUUUUGUCUUGAUCUUAAUGGGAAGGUGUUGUCUGUAGACACACAGUGUAUUAUUCAACUGUCUUAACUGUAAUGCACAUUUAAUAAUGGUGCAGUAGUGUGUGUGUGUGUGUGUGUGUGUGUGUGUAUACGUGUGUGUGUUUGUAAGGAAAGAGGUUUACUCAUUUGUGCAUGCUGGGCUUUUGUUACUAUAUAUUUCAUAUAAUUUGUUAUAAAAGGCAGUGAUUAAAUGCAUAAAGAGAUCUUAGUCUUAUAAUUGUCACUGGGAAAAUGUCACUUAUAUUAGCCUAAGCAUUAUAAUUAGUUACGAUUUUACUUUUUUUUUUUUUUUUUUUUUUUUUUUUUUACUUUUGACAAAUGCUAAUGAGGGAACUGCAGCUCAGUGAAACAAUGUAGUUUGCUUUCAUGCGAGUCUGUGUGCUAUGGCAGUAUGUAUGGAUGUCUUUGAAGUCUAGAUUUUAAUCUGCAUCAUUGAGCGCUAGAAUAAGUGUUCAUGUGUUGCAGGACCGCUGAAUACUCAGGGCCAGAUAUACAUAUGUGCAUAGGUGCAUCGCAAAAUGCACAUUGAUGCAACCUCAAUUUGUUAGAAUGUGCCUAAAUUUAAUAUUCUGGUGACUGCAACUUAUCAUGCAAAAUGAAUGCAGCCCCGCUCAAUAACAUUUCGCUCAUGAGGAGCUGGGAUUAAAGGCAUAGUGAAUUAAAGGAACUAUCAACAAGCUGGAGAUAAACCUGUCAAGACCCCAACACAAAUUUACAACUGCUUUUAAAAUUGAAGAAAAAAUGCAUUAGUGAUUCAAACAGAGUAUAUAAUCAGCUGCAUGUGUAAUAUCUCCACUUACAUUUGUGCAAUCCUCUCUCAAAUGCAUACACAUACAAUUUUGUACAUAACAUAGCCAGAGUGCGUUCAGUUAGUGCAUCAGGCCCUGAGUGUUCACUACUAGCAUGAUUAGCAAGUUCACAGAGUGUGUGUGUGUGUGUGUGUGUGUGUGUGUGUGUGUGUGUGUGUGUGUGUGUGUGUGUGUGUGUGUGUGAGUUUGUGUGUGUGUGUGUGUGUGAGUUUGUGUGUGUGUGGGCUUGUGUGUGAUACAUGCACAGCUGUGGAAUUCGUAUUUCCUUGUUAAUGUUUAUUAAUAGUAAGGCGCUUUAAUGCAGCCAAAUGCAAAGCACCUCUCUGAGACAGCACUCUAGGGGUGCUUAGAUUGUUAACCACUUUUAUGUGCACAAUAGAAAAAGCUUAAGCAAUCUCAAUAAAGAUUUUAUAUUCAAACUUCCA
This is a messenger RNA of Pygocentrus nattereri (red-bellied piranha), 10288 nucleotides long. It is a transcript of the gene efr3a, whose product is annotated as EFR3 homolog A (S. cerevisiae). Gene Ontology annotation, cellular component: plasma membrane. Bases 425 to 2854 code for a protein of 809 amino acids. Gene Ontology annotation, biological process: protein localization to plasma membrane. The transcript is spliced from 23 exons. The record is from RefSeq and is a predicted model, not a curated record. NCBI's taxonomy places the organism in Eukaryota, Metazoa, Chordata, Actinopteri, Characiformes, Serrasalmidae.